Anopheles moucheti is the source of this 3578-nucleotide messenger RNA. RefSeq names its product transcriptional repressor p66 alpha (gene simj). NCBI's taxonomy places the organism in Eukaryota, Metazoa, Arthropoda, Insecta, Diptera, Culicidae. Gene Ontology annotation, cellular component: NuRD complex. The record is from RefSeq and is a predicted model, not a curated record. The transcript has 8 exons. The coding region runs from base 1 to 2586 and encodes 861 amino acids. Gene Ontology annotation, biological process: negative regulation of transcription by RNA polymerase II.
AUGGAACGUAUGGAGGUAGACGAUUCGGCCGUGGUCGAUCUGAGCCUCGGUUCUGGCCGCUCUUCGAUCACGAUCACACCGGCCACGGCGCGCGAUCUACGUGCUCUGGCGAAAAACUCCGGGCUCACUAUCACCCCCGCUCUGCCACCCGUGUCAUCCCCACACGGAAGCACGAACCCCGGCAAUGGUGGUGGGGGAGGAGGCAGUGCUCUUAGUCCCAAUGCACCAACAGCAAGUAGCGGAGGGGGAGGAGGAGGUGGCGCUACUAGUGGUGGAGGUGGCUGUAGUGCAGGUGGAGGUGUUAGUGGUGAAAGUGGCAGCACAUCUCCCAUCCCCGGUCGGCGGGUCCUGCGACCCCGCACGGAAGUGAAAUCGUACGCGGAAGUGCCCGAUAUAGUGCUGUUGCCGGCCAAAGUGAACGGUCGGUCACAGAAUGGAAGUGGUGGCGGUGGCAGCGUCACCGCCGGGCUAUCGGAAUCCGAAGAUGAGGAGAUGCCACCGGUGUACCCAAUCAAGGAGCUGACGGCGGCCGAAAUCUGCGAACGGGAGCGUGGGCUGCGCAAACUGCGCGAGGAACUUCGCAGCGAGGAAACGAAGCUGGUGCUGCUGAAAAAGUUGAAACAAUCGCAGCAGGUCAUGAUGAAGGAGAACCUAAUCGUGACACCGAGCAACACGAACCUGUCCAACCCGCUCGCAUCGAUCCCGGCCGCCCUAACGAAGGGUUCGCUCAGCGUCACGCCAACCAAUGCGGUGCCACUGCCAGCCCAUUCGAAGUCGUCUUCCUCGGCCAAACCCAUCUCCAAUCCGGUGAACAAUCGAGGAUCACCGCUGAAUAUCACCCCGGUACCGAAGGUAUCGCUGUCGCAAAGACCAUCCCUGCCGGGUGGUGCGACACUGACGCCGAGCAGUCCCGGACAGCGGUUACCGAUUGGGUUAAGCCGGGCCGCAUCCAACCUCAUCAUCACGCCGUCGGUAACGAUCACACCGACCAAUGCGCCCACCGCGGCCAUGAAGCAGCGCAAUAGCCAGAAUCUUGGACAAUUGAGUAGCUCGGUAUCCAUCACACCAACACCGCCAAUACCGGCUCAAAUAAGUUGUACGACCGUGGAACCGGUGUCGCUGAAGCGCGAUCGUGACCAAUCUUCUCGGGAGGAUCCACAAAGCCAAGCGCAAAGACAAGCGUCCGCGAAAUUGGCACUGCGCAAGCAGUUAGAAAAAACCUUGCUCCAGAUUCCACCACCGAAACCACCCCCACCGGAGAUGCACUUUGUGCCGAACCCGAGCAAUAUCGAGUUCGUGUAUCUGCUCGGGCUCGAGCACGUGGUGGACUAUCUGACGAAGGACAAAAAACCGAACCCACCGCAGCAACCGUACCGGUGUGCGCAGUGCAAGAUCGACUUUACGCCCGUCUGGAAAUGGGAAAAACAGGGUAAAAGAGGAAAUCCCACUUUUCAGAACAGUCCAGUGGGCAAGAAUCCUAAAGUUAUUUGCGAGCAGUGCGUGACAAGCAAUGUGAAGAAGGCACUGAAGGCAGAACACACAAACCGUCUCAAGACUGCCUUCGUGAAGGCAUUGCAACAGGAGCAGGAAAUUGAAGCCCGACUCGCUGCACAGAGCAGUCCAUCGCCUGUCGAAAUUCAUCCCACGCCCUCGUCCACUCCCGGAUUGCGUGAGCAGCGAGAGUUGCGCGAACUGGAACAAGCCCAACAGCAGGCACAAGCGCAACAGGCAGCGCUGCAGCAUCUGCAGCAGCAGCAGCAACAACAGCAGGCGGCUGCAGCGGCGGCCGCAGCAGCAGCCGCUGCCGCCCAGCAGGAACGACAGGAGCGGCAACAGCGUCAAAAGGAGCAACAGGAGCAAUUGCGACAGCAGCAAGCUCAACUACAGCAGCUGCAGCAACAGCAGCUCCAGCAGCAGCAACAGCAACAGCUUCAGCAGCAGCUUCAACAGCAACAGUUGCAGCAGCUGCAGGAACAGCAGCAGCAGCAGCAACAACAGAGUCGCCAUCACCAUCUCCAUCAGCUGCACGCGGCCCAUCUGCAGUCACAGGCACCAUCGAAAUCGAAAACUCCUACACCGACGCCACGACCCACGCCGACACCACCGAACCAGCAUCAGACACCGCCUCCUGCAUCCAGUUCCCGUUCCAGCAGACACAGUGCAACAGCGAACGCAACAGUCGAAGCUCAACUUACUGCACUGGCCGGGCUCGGUGGUCUGGGACAGCUCGGUGCACUCGGCAACUUUGGCAGCCUGGGUAAUUUGGCCAAUCUCAGCAAUUCAACGGCAGCUGCUGCUGCCGUACAGGCACUACAUCAGCAGCUAUUCAGAGGACUUCAACAAAAUCUUCAGGCUGGUAACCUAAACAUGAACAGCCUACAGGCGCAAAUGAUGCAAUUUUCGCCACUACUAUAUUCCUAUCAACUGGCGAUGGCACAAGCAGCUGCAUCACUAUCGGCAGCCGGCAAAGGUACAUCGCUCGCCGAAAUGCAGCGUGCGUUGGAGUUGCAGCGCCAAUAUCAAGAGAUGCUAUCACAGUCCAAUCCAGGACCGAGUAAUAGUAGACAGAACAACUGGAAAUCCUAAGCAAAACGCAGCAGCGCUAUUGAAUAUAUAGGAAACGGCGAAACAUUGCAUGAUGUUUAUGAAUGUACUGCCACCGUCCCUUCGACACACAUAUAUGCGCCAUGCGGCUUAGGACGAGGUGUGCAAAACGAAGGAAGUGACUUAAUAUCGUGCUCAAACAUAAUACUGCGAGCGUUGCCGUAACGCCAACACGUUCAUAACAAAGCCCAUUUCGGUGUGCUGCAUGUGGUGUGUAUAUUCGCUUGCCCACAAAGGUCCAUUGAUCGACGAGGCACCCGGAUUCUAAACCCUUGUCGUCGUCGUCAAGUAAACACAUAAAACACACAACACAAAAACGAAAUUCCGACGAGAGAAGGCUUCACACCGCAGACUGACUCUGGCUUUAAAUGCUGUUGGGCGAUGAUAACCGUAGUGAGUGCUGAUUUAGUUGUAAGUUACACCUUUUUUGUUUUUAUAUGUUUUUACUUUAUAUCAUUUACUUUUAUUGACGAUAAUUAAGACGCGUUAUAGUAACAGUAAUGUAGGUAAUUUGGCUAGUGUGAACAAAUGCGUUUGUUCGCUUCGAAGAAGGGUUACACACCACGACCAACAGAGCGCCCUAUUAAUGCUCGGACACCAAUGUAAGGUUCCGUCGUACAGUAGUCGACAAACGGACGACUUAACAGCAAGCCUAUUAAGCUGUCAGGCUGUUGGGGUGCAUCAAGUCACGUAUCGCCAGCCAACGGAGAGGCUAGGCGAGAAAGGACCGGUAAGCGGUUGUAGAGCCAAUUAAGGAUAAAGGAGUAGCAUCUGCACCGAAUAUUUGCGUGAUAAAUGUUGGAUGGGGUGGGUUGUAAAGCUAAGCAUGUGAGUUCAUCUUUUUAACAUCCCGUUUGUGGAUGAACGGACAUAAUGCGUGUUCCGUUCCCAAAUUGCCGCCCCCCUUAGUUUUGGGUGGUUACGUUGUGUGGACACACUUUUUGCCUUUUGAUAAUUAUAUAAAUUAAACAAUA